Molecule: messenger RNA, 867 nt
Organism: Leptidea sinapis
Lineage: Eukaryota; Metazoa; Arthropoda; Insecta; Lepidoptera; Pieridae
Product: transcription factor SOX-14-like
Exons: 3
Coding region: 105-767 (220 amino acids)
Biological process (GO): anatomical structure morphogenesis; regulation of DNA-templated transcription; cell differentiation
Molecular function (GO): RNA polymerase II cis-regulatory region sequence-specific DNA binding; DNA-binding transcription factor activity, RNA polymerase II-specific
Source: RefSeq, a predicted model, not a curated record
UUUUGAAUUUUGAAUAAUUUUAUAACGUCUUAAAUAAUGGACAAUUAAAUAAUUUAAAGUGUUAAAUAAUGGACUUUUGAACAGAGUUAAUUAAAUAUUAUAUAAUGUCGCUCGGUAAACAGCCAACUGACCAUAUUAAAAGGCCAAUGAAUGCUUUUAUGGUUUGGUCGAGGGGUCAGAGACGGAAAAUGGCUCAAGACAAUCCUAAGAUGCAUAACUCAGAAAUAUCAAAGAGGCUGGGCGCGGAAUGGAAACUCCUCACUGAAAUGGAAAAGCGACCCUUCAUAGACGAAGCAAAGAGACUGAGAGCUCUACACAUGAAAGAGCAUCCCGACUACAAAUACCGUCCAAGAAGGAAACCCAAAGCCUUGGUAAAGAAGGAGCCCAAAUUUGGGUUUAACAUCAGCGGCCUCAUGGCUCCGGUUCCUCGGCUGAUGACACCUCUGCCGCAGCCCAUGCCGCAGAUGCCGAUGUCCCACCAUCUGCUACCGGACAAGCCAGACCUGGGCAGGCUAUUCCCACCUCUGCCUUACCCAUUUUAUCCCUUUGCAAAGAUAUCUGACGAAGGGAAACUAGCAGCUGAACUUGCUCAUUUACAGGCACUGUACGGUGGCGCCCUCUACAGCAGCGCGUUGUACAACAGCGCACUUUCCCCCUGCGGGUGUCCCCCCCGCAGGAGCCCCUCGCCGCCUCCACCAGACCUCAAGCGUCCCCUGGCCUACGUCCUCAUGAAGAGUGACGAGGAGCCUCCGCAGCACGUCAUAUGAAGGCCGGUCGCGCUCCCGGCGCGCCCGUACGCGCACUGGGAGCGACCCUCCACAUCCACAGAGAGGGAUAGCACGCCAGAUAGUAUUUAAGAGUACACAA